AUGUCAGCUACUAUACCGUCCAUAGCGGCAAAAGUCAACGAGUGUCAGUUGAAUGAAGAUAUUCGCAGACGGGAUCAAAAGAUUGAUGAGUUGGAAAGUGUAAUAUUGCAACUAAAGAUGCAACAGUUAAAGAAUGAUCACGAGGAAGAUAGAAAAUUGUUUACAUUGGAAAAUUCGUUACAUAACAUCAACAACAAGUUGACUGAAGUAGAAAUGGUCAAUGUUGACUUGCGAAACCAGUUAUCACUUUGCCAAAACAUUAUUGGGAAGAAGAACGAGGAAAUCAAGAAAUUGAAAUUAGCACUCAAAGAUCAGCAAUCCAUCAUAUCAAGGGAAACGUUAAUUUUUCAACGUAAAUUGGAUGACCUUCAGCAGCAGAUUAACCAGACUAUUCAACUCAGAACAAAACUGGCUAUGAAAAGACAAAGCACCAAUCUAGAACAAAAGCCGAAUCUGUUGCGUAGGGAAGUGGAAGAGCGGGAAAAAGGUAAUCCUCAGGAUGAAGAAUUUAAAGGUGAAGAGUCCGACUCAGCAAUGGGUUAA
Messenger RNA from Lodderomyces orthopsilosis Co 90-125, 543 nucleotides. It is a transcript of the gene KIP4, whose product is annotated as Kip4p. The record is from RefSeq and is a predicted model, not a curated record. The transcript has a single exon. NCBI's taxonomy places the organism in Eukaryota, Fungi, Ascomycota, Pichiomycetes, Serinales, Debaryomycetaceae. Bases 1 to 543 code for a protein of 180 amino acids.